This is a messenger RNA of Bubalus bubalis (water buffalo), 1572 nucleotides long. RefSeq names its product glycoprotein A33 (gene GPA33). The coding region runs from base 160 to 1047 and encodes 295 amino acids. The record is from RefSeq and is a predicted model, not a curated record. Gene Ontology annotation, cellular component: plasma membrane. NCBI's taxonomy places the organism in Eukaryota, Metazoa, Chordata, Mammalia, Artiodactyla, Bovidae. The transcript has 7 exons.
GGGGCCAAGCCGGGCAGAGGUAGAGGAAGGGAGGACUGACCGAAGGCUGGGCUGGGCCGGGCCAGAGGCCACUGUAGCUUUAACCAGUCAGCCCAGACUGAUUCAAGACAGGAGCCCACCAGUGCCAGGCUGGACGUGGGGCAGAGAGGAAGCCAGACUAUGGAGGGGAAGAUACAGCCUGUGCUGUGGGGGCUUUGUGCAGUCUGGGUGACUGUCCAUGGCAUCUUUGUGGAAACCCCAAAGGAUGUUCUUCGGGCUGCGAGGGGGAAAAAUGUUACCCUUCCAUGCUCCUACCAGACUUCCUCCGCCAACCGAGACGGAUUUAUCCAGUGGGACAAGCUUCUAAGGAGUCAUACGGAAAGCGUGCUCAUCUGGGCAUUUUCGACCAAAAACUAUGUCUACGGUGAACUUUAUCAGAAUCGUGCUAGUAUAUCAAACAACGCCGAGCAGUCAGAUGCCUCCAUCACCAUUGACCAGUUGACCAUGGAUGACAAUGGCACCUAUGAGUGCUCCGUCUUGCUAACGUCAGAUCUGGGUGGCGUCUCCAAGUCACGUGUCUAUCUCUUGGUCCUUGUGCCGCCCUCCAAGCCAGACUGUGGCAUCCAGGGAGAGACUGUCAUUGGGAACGACAUCCAGCUGACCUGCCAGUCAAAGGAGGGCUCCCCAGCCCCUCAGUACAGCUGGAAGAGCUACGAUGUCCUGCACCAAGAGCGUCAAGUCACACCAGUCACAGGACAGACCUUCUCUCUGAAAAACAUCUCCACAGAAAUGUCGGGUUACUACAUCUGCAUCUCCAGGAACGAGGUGGGGACCGAGUCCUGCAACAUCACCGUAGCUGUCAGAUCUCCCUCCAUGAAUGUGGCUCUGUAUGCGGGCGUCGCUGGGGGCGUGGCUGCGGCUCUCGUCAUCAUUGGCGUCAUCCUGUACUGCUGCUGCUGCCGGGACACCGGCAAGGCUGAAGACGCCGAGGUCGCACGGCCGAAUCGGGCGGCCUACCGGGAGCCACCAGAGCAGCUGACAGAGCUUUCCAGAAGACAAGAAGAGUAGGGUGAGGAUGACUACAGGCAUGAAGACCAGAGGAACGCCGGCCGAGAGACCCCUGACCAGGCUGGCCGAUGAUCUGGGCCUGCUGCAGGCUGGGGCCAGUGGGAGGAUUAGGGGUCAUCCCCCUGCCUCCAGGCCUCUCCUCUCCUUUCCAGACCCUACUUUUCUGACCCUUUGUCCCAGUUAUUGAGGGAUGCUUCAUUCCCCAUGUUGGCUGCUGGAGGACUUGGCUUGGCCUAGCCAAGGGGAUGUCACUUUUGACUGACCCUGCCAAGUGCCCUCCCCUUUGAAGUGACCCUCCUAUUACCCUCAGGGCCCUUCACCCUGGACUAGGCAGCAGCCUCCACUUCCCCAUGGCACUCCUGCUCCCCAGAGGUGAUACUAGCCUCAGGAUGGCAGAAGUUGCCUCCCCAUUGUGUGCCCAGCACCCAGGGGAACAGCACCUGGCAGAGGUUUUGCAUGCAAUACAUUUUAGUUGAAUGAAUGAAGGAAUAAUUGAGUACAUAAAGCCUUUAUUUAUCCAACUUU